Messenger RNA from Diplodia corticola, 2283 nucleotides. RefSeq lists its product as uncharacterized. The transcript is spliced from 5 exons. Gene Ontology annotation, molecular function: GTP binding. The record is from RefSeq and is a predicted model, not a curated record. Lineage: Eukaryota; Fungi; Ascomycota; Dothideomycetes; Botryosphaeriales; Botryosphaeriaceae. The coding region runs from base 1 to 2283 and encodes 760 amino acids.
AUGGCAAACACGAACGACGAGCGGCUUGGGAUGAUCGUGGUGAUGGGAGUCACAGGCGCGGGGAAAAGCUAUCUGAUCAACAGGCUCGCCGGACGCACGCAGAAAUGCCAACUCGUACCAGUCGUGAUCGGCAACAGCAGGCUUCUUGUUGUCGACACGCCCGGCUUCGACGACGCGGACCGUACCGACUCGGAGAUCCUCAACGAGAUUGCACGCAUAAUCUCAGCACAAUACAUGCUCGGAGUAGAGCUACGAGGUGUCGUGUACGUCCAUCGCAUCACCGACGUGCGGUACGCGGGCUCCUCGGUGAAGACAUUCGAGAUCUUCAAGAAAAUCUGCGGCGAGGAAGCCUUGAAGAACGUGCUCCUGGUGACUUCGAGAUGGUCCGAAGUGGCACCCGUGACCGGCGCAGCGCGGGAACGGGAGCUAAGGGACAAGUUCUGGGCAUACAUGCUGGACAAGGGUUCCAACAUGAGCAGAUUCCACGGAGACGGCGACUCGGCCAUCAGCCUCAUCAGCCAACUCUUGGAGAAGGAUAGCGUUGUGCUAGACAUCCAGCGAGAGCUUGUUGAUCGCAGAAUGCGACUCCACGAGACGUGCGCUGGGGCGUAUCUGCAGGGGAACGCCGAGGCCGUCAAACUCCAGUGCGAAGAUGAGCUGGCGGGGCUGACACGCUUGAAACGGAGCAUCCCGGGCAACAAUCGGGCCAUGAGCCGCCAAGUGCGUCGGGACUGGGAUCAGCAGCAGGCCCGGCUGGCGCGAGCGCAACAAGACAGUGGAAAUCUUGCAGUGCCUGUGGCCAAAGAGGUCCAGCAUGAGAUGGGAAAGAAGAGGAGGAUAUUUCGCAGAGGUGAGCAAAUGUCGUACCCCGCAUCGCGUCUGAAAACCACCGAGUUUCUGAAGCCUCACCAUCUUGGUCAUUCUCCUAUUCCGAAAACCAUGGCAUCGACGAGUGAGGAACCCCUGUCUGAGGAGCAGAAUGAGGCAGAGAGUGUUAUCAGUUCGGUGGAUUUUGGGAGCAUGGCCGAGAGCAUUCCGAGCCAUCGAGGCCGGCAAGCCUUGUCCGACACCACCCCGUAUACGUCCCAUGACCGAGAGCAGCUGGGCCAUAAGCCUCAUAGGAAGAAAAAGCACAGAAAGUAUCAAGCUGGUCCGUCGGCGUCUCCAAAAAAAGCCAGGUCCGAAGGUGGUAGUCCGAAGAAAGGCUUCAGACAUGCUUUCUCCGCGCUGGGACAUGCCCUCAAUAAAGUUGAGUCGAAUCUGCUAAGCGGCCAGGACUACAAGCCGUACGGCCGUCACAAAUACACCAAUCCGAGGCUUCUGGAUGAAUUCAAUGCAAGAAUCCAUGAGGAGCAGAUCAAGGCACGUGAGGAGCAAGCGAGGUCCGAAAGCAUCCAGCACGCCGCACGCCAGCUACAGGCAACCAUGGAUCACAAGGAACUACCCAUGGGAGCUCAGUGUACCGACAGCGAGAUAUACGAGAUAUUCGAAUCUCUCCGUUACGCCAUCAACACUUGGUCCUACAGAUUCUCAUCCGUGGCUGAGCACGGAAGCUUCAGCAGUGAAGACAUCUCGAGAUUCAGCCUUGUCGUACCGAAUGUCCGAGACCUGCCAUCUUUGGAAGCGCUACUCGCAUCCGACAAUAUCAACAGAAGAUUCUUCAUCCGCGGCUGGGCUACGUACGCAAUCAGCACUCGUGUCCUCCAGGACAUGAACCUGUGGAUGGGCGAAGCAGUCUCUGCCAACUUUCUUGAGCUCGAAAAUGUUUUCAAGGACGCCGUCAAUGGCAACACUGGAAUAUCACUUCGCGAUUUCCACAACUGGAGAUCGCUCACUGCCCACCUCGCCGCCCAGAUCCAACUACCGAUAUCGGAAGAAGAGAACAUCGAAGUUGCACUCAGCGAUGGAGCAGAAGGCGCCAUGGAAGCCAUCUCGCCUUGGGUAGAUCAAGAAGCAGUACCAGACAUCGAGGCGCGAUUCAUUGACCUGUUCAAGCAGGCGCUACGCCUCUCAACGAUUCUCAAGCAACAGAGAGCUCACUGGUGGUUUGACUGGCCAAGGGAGAAGAGACGGGGAGAGGGGUUGAUGUUCGAUCCGAACACCAUGUUGGACGUCAGGGGAAACGACGAGAGACUUGGUGCCGAAGAGCUGCGGGUACAGCCAGUCGAGCUUGUUUUGUCGCCAGCUUUGUACAAACGCGGGAAUGCCGCCGGUGAGCAUUUUGACAAGGAUGGAUAUUGUGUGGCGGAAUCGUUGGUGGUAAUGAGGCUCUUGGAUGGGUAA